Molecule: messenger RNA, 4056 nt
Organism: Cuculus canorus (common cuckoo)
Lineage: Eukaryota; Metazoa; Chordata; Aves; Cuculiformes; Cuculidae
Product: deoxycytidine kinase 2
Exons: 6
Coding region: 1055-2074 (339 amino acids)
Cellular component (GO): mitochondrion; cytoplasm
Molecular function (GO): deoxyguanosine kinase activity
Source: RefSeq, a predicted model, not a curated record
GUUUGUAGGAGACGGGGAAAGAAGAGACAUGGGUCACAGUUAUCACAAAGAAAGGAAAAUGCAACUCCCUCCCAUCUCCUCCAAACACACCAGACCUAGCUCGACAUCACCCUGAUCUCUGCGUCACAACACUAACUACCGUCACACCACUUCGGAUCCAUCUGGGAAUCCUCCAUUCCCUCGCCCUGCCCUAGGAAGAGCCAGCGGUUCAUGUCUCUGCUUGCCCAAGAGGUGAACACGCGCCAGCAGCUCAGCCCUGGCACGUCCGCUCACAUCAACGCAUGGCGAUGCAAAAAGUACUUAUUAUAAAACGUGAAAUAUUUUUGAUUUAAAUAAAGUUUCAUCUAAGUAAUUGGGGUUUUUUUUAAGUUAAACAGAAUGCUUCAAAGUAAUACUAUUUUUUAAGAAGUUGUACAGUUUUUCCGAACACUGUUCAUUCUUUGGAGAUCAUAAUAUCUUGUGCUGAACAGAUGCGUAUUCUCUAAUCGCCGUUUGCAGCCUUUCCCUAUCUCAAAUGCAAGGUCAGACAGGACUGGAGCCAGCUCCACAUUAGCAAGAGAUUUGACUGCUGCAAAAUUCAUAACAUAAAAAUUAGACCUUGGAAAGUAACAGAUGCUGCUUAAGAUUUCUGGGUAAGUUUACCCAUGUAAGUGGGAAAUAUAUUCUGUCCUCAGCUCUUGUCUCUCAGACUGUCUCAUAUCAAUCUGCAUGUGAUUGAUAUGAGGUCACUCCCUCAUGUUGCCUAUGCGUGGUGCUACCUUUCUAAAACUCCAAAACGAGUCUUAGAGACUUUACUUUCCAGCACGUUGGAUAGCAGGGAGUUCGGAGCCGAGCAGCUCCUGGCCCUGGAUGCUCCCACACAUGUUCCCCUCCCAACCCAUGCUACGGGACAGACCCAGGCCGAGCCACUGCGAAUCCGCACGGCUUCAGCCCCCGCCAGGCACCAAACCGGACACCAACAACGGCCGCCCCGACAGCUGGAGGCUUUUGAAAAAAGGGGAAAAAACAAACCCAUGUGGCUAAAGCGAAUGACACGGAGAACUCGUUUACAUAAAUGCAAAUCAGGCCGGUAAGUGGAACCGUUUUUCGGUCACUGCCCAGACGGAGCAGCUCCGCUCAUUUCCCUCACCGAACGCCCGUUCUGAGGCGCCCCGGGGCUCGGCGCCCCCUCCUCCUGCCGGGGAGUGGCGGCGGGCAGGGCCGUCCCGCCCACCGGCUGGCGGGAACCUUAAAGCGCGCCGGGGCGGCACCGCCUGCUAUUGCCAUGUCCACCCCGGCCAAGCGGCGCUGCCGCGGCCCCGCCGGCUCCCUCGACUCCAGCUUCCAGAAGCGCCUUAAAAAGAUCUCCAUCGAAGGCAACAUCGCCGCAGGGAAGUCAACGUUUGUGCGGCUGCUGGAGAAACACAGCGAUGAGUGGGAGAUCAUCCCCGAACCCAUCGCCAAGUGGUGCAACAUCCAGACGGCGGACGAUGAAUACGAGGAACUUUCAACAUCUCAGAAGAGUGGAGGAAAUCUACUUCAAAUGCUGUAUGACAAGCCCACAAGAUGGGCUUACACAUUUCAGACCUACGCUUGCUUGAGCAGAGUAAGAGCACAAUUAAAACCAGUCUCAGCCAAGCUCAGUGAAGCAGAGCACCCUGUGCAGUUUUUUGAGAGAUCUGUGUACAGCGACAGAUACGUGUUUGCUUCUAACCUCUUCGAGUCUGGCAAUAUCAACGAAACAGAGUGGGCUAUUUAUCAGGACUGGCACACAUGGCUGUUGAAUCAGUUCGAAUCAGAUAUAGAACUGGAUGGCAUGAUCUACCUAAGAACCACACCUCAGAAAUGCAUGGAAAGGCUACAGAUGAGGGGAAGAGAAGAGGAACAAGGAAUUGAGCUCGAGUAUUUGGAAAACCUCCACUAUAAACAUGAAACAUGGCUCCACGAAAGGACUAUGAGAGUUGAUUUUGAAAACCUUAAGGAGAUUCCCAUUCUAGUUUUGGAUGUUAAUGAAGAUUUUAAGAAUGAUCAGAUCAAACAGGAGUACCUGAUUGAUAAGGUAAGUAUUAAAUGUUUCCUUGUCUGCUUUUCUUAGGCACUAACAGCUGUAUCAAUUUACAUUCUUAAUUUGUGAUAAGUACUCAUUCAGGGCUACUACAGUAGUCUGCUUUACAGACUACUCUGAACACAGAAAAGGCUCCUUGCUUUCCUUCAAAAAAAAAAAGUCAUUUAACCCCACUUCCUUACCCUCACAAUUCGAGAGAUAAAUGGGUGUUAUUAAAGAGGGACAACUGUUGGGGAUGCAAGUGCACAGUAGCUGGAGUAGUCAGGCUCCUCUCUGCCAGGUCUGCACUGCCAUACUGUUCAUUAAAUAGUUCACAGCAUGAUACAUACUAUGCAGCUUGUGUCAGCCAUGAGGUCCUUAGAAAAAUCUGGCAGUCCACUCAGAGCUAUCCAUGCCCCCUUGCACUCUAGGGAUCCAGGCUCUUCUGGGCAGAGAGCAACACGUCAGACAGAUAACUGAACCUUGCACAUCAUUCUAAAGGCACGAAGUGACACUUGUAGUCACUUGGGUCAAAAUGGUGUUUGUCAAUUCCAAGGAAAGACAAGACUUGGGAAGCACCCAAACAAUCCUUCUGCUGUAGCAAUGUCUGCACACUCAGUUCACAGAAAAAAAACCCAAAACACAAUAACCUAAUACUUAAAGGCACAGAGCUUAUCCUCUGCCCUGUAGGGCCGUAACACUUAUUUCCCUUACUAGGACACUUCAGCCUUCCCCACUGCCCCAACAAGACUGUUCUUGUAAGAUGGUAAGGGACACCCACCUCUCAAGCCACGAAAACCAAUUUCUCCAUCUUGUUCUGCAUCAGUUUGCUAUUACUAAACAACUUCAAGCCAAACCAAAUUCUCCCAAUUGAACAGCUCUAAAGUGGGGAAGGGAGCAGUGUUCAGUUGUGGAGGUAUUUGCUGUUAAGCAAAUUAUGAACCAGACUACACUCAUACACGCUAUCUUUCUUAUAACUUGCCCCACUCAAAGGCCCCCAGCGCUUCCUUCACCACACCAGCACAGAAAAGGCAGGGCGUACAGCACCAUAUCAGAAGUGCUGCCAGAUCUUUGGCUUAGUUUAGACAAUUCCUCUCUUCCUAGGAGAGUUACCCAAUGAAGUAAAGCUCAUUUUAAAGCACUCCAAAACCUACUUUUCAUAAGUGCUUGAUACUUGAGUAAUAAAAGUUACUCAGUUCUAUCUAGUAUUAGCUUACAAUUGCUGGGGUGACGGCCGUCAGCUGUACUGAAAAGCAUUUCAAGACUUGAUUUAUAUGUAAAGGCAGAACAGCACCGGAGACCGUACAUAACAAACCAUUUGUUCCCCCCAAAAAAGAAGAAAACCUAUUGAAUUAGCUUUUCUUUUAAUACAUUAAACAAAUAUUAUUUUUUUUUCCACAGGUUAAGUCUUUCCUGACUUCUUAAGAACAGGAGAACGUCCCUGAAGUUCAAGAGUUAAACCUAAUCACUCGCUGUGUUAUUAGACGAUGUACUUUAGCUGAAUACAUUACCUCUAUAGUUUAUUUUAAAGCACGAUUGAAGUGCAAAACAUGGUUUGGAGUUUUUUCCGCUUGUUUAACCUGUGCGUUUUGGUAGAAUUUUCUGCGUAGUUUAAGGAAACAACUAGAAGGUGCUUCGAUAAUGUAUUUUAUGUACGUUCUCCGCUAUUCAAUAAAGAUUUUAAAGUAAUAUUGGCCAUUAAACGUCUUUAGUAGCAGCGGGGUAAGCCGUUAUCAGCGGCGGAGAGCCGGCGCUGCGGCAGAGCUGCUGCGGCCCUGGCACCAGUCACCAUUUUAAGCCGAGCCCGUUAUGGCGCCCGGCACCCCUCGCUCUCAACUUCUCCUUUACCGCUCGCACCACGUUUACGCUACUCAGAGGGGGGCGGGCGUUACCGCGGCCGCGAGGUUCCACUUGCGCUUUCACCGGGAGGCCCUGGAACGGCCCCGCCACGCCGCCGCGGGGGGAGGGGGUGGCGCACGCGGCCGGGCCCGGGGCCGCCGAGGCCCAGAUCGGGCGGGACCCACCGCCCCUCC